Cornus florida is the source of this 1229-nucleotide messenger RNA. Its product is annotated as protein MIZU-KUSSEI 1. Bases 177 to 899 code for a protein of 240 amino acids. NCBI's taxonomy places the organism in Eukaryota, Viridiplantae, Streptophyta, Magnoliopsida, Cornales, Cornaceae. The transcript has a single exon. Gene Ontology annotation, biological process: hydrotropism. The record is from RefSeq and is a predicted model, not a curated record.
CUCUGUUUAUAAUAUAUAUAAAUAACAUAUUGCAGAGACCCGUACGGUCGUACGAAGCCACCCCAGAUUCAAUUCGUCCUUUCAAAACCGAAAAAAAAUCCAUUCGCUCCUCAAUCUUUAACCUUUCUUCGUCUCUCUUCGUUUCGUCGUCUUUUAAACCCCAAUCGGAAACAACCAUGACCAAGAUCGAUGCCCUCCGUCGAUUCCUCCUCCCUUGCUUCACCUUACCCUCCACCACCACUCCAACCAACAUUACCACCACCAAGAAACGCAUAAGCACCUCGCUUCGAGACGACAUCGAAGACCCCAAAAACCAAGAAGACGACUCCACCUCCACCGACAAUAGCACCACCACCGCCCACCCUCUCGCACCACCGCGACCCUCCAAGACAAUGGUCAUCGGCACCAUCUUCGGCCACCGUCACGGCCACGUCUGGUUCUGCGUCCAACACGACCGCCUCAACACCAAACCCUCCCUCCUCCUCGAACUCUCCGUCCCGACCCACCUCCUGGUCAAGGAAAUGCGUUGCGGGCUAGUCCGAAUCGCACUCGAGUGCCAACACCCGUCCGACUCAGAACUCAGUUCCUGCCCUCUCCACUCCGUCCCCAUCUGGACCUUGACCUGUAACGGUCGCAAACUCGGGUUCGCGGUUCGGAGAAAAGCCACGGAGCAGAACCGCCUCAUGCUGAAGGCGAUGCAGUCCGUUACGGUCGGGGCGGGCGUUAUCCCGGCAGGAUACGGAUCCGGGUCGUUUAAGAGUGACGGUGAUGAGCUCAUGUACAUGAGGGCUAAUUACGAGUGUGUGGUGGGGAGUGCUGACUCGGAGUCGUUUCACCUGAUCAACCCGGACGAGUGCUCAGGUCAAGAACUCUGUUUUUUCUUGCUGAGGUCAAGGUAAUGGAAUUGGGGGCAUUUUCGGUAAGAGAGACUCUUUAUUGGGUCUGCAGUGAUCUUUUACUGAGGAUUGAAGAAGAAUUUAUUGGGUACUGUGUUAGAAUCAGAAAAUUAGGGUUUUCUGUUUCAAUGAUUUUCUUUUCCAAGGCUUGAAAACUGGGGUUUUCUUGCUGUACAGAUUUUCUUUUUUCCUGGAUUUUUUGGGUUUGUUGGAAGGGCAAUCCUGGAAAAGAAAUCAUUUUAAUUUAAUUUUGGUUUAGGGGUUUGGCAUUCUUAUGAAAUUGUGCAGAGGGAUGAGUUUAAAUUGACAAUUUAAUGAAAACUUUAUUCAAUA